AUGGAAGAUAGAUUUUUAACAAUAUGGAGAAAUAUAAUAUUAAAGAAAAAAAUAUUGUCAAUAAUCAGGGACUCUAAUAGGAUUGAAAGCUACGGUAGACAUAAACAAUUUACAAUAGAAGAACUUAGAGAUUUCAGUGCAAGAUAUUACCUAUUUUAUGUUAAUUUAAUAGAUGAUGAUGAACCAGGCCUAAGUACUGAUUAUAUUGAACCUAAAUUAAUACCAGAAAAUACAAUCGAGUUGUUAUUGGAUCUAAAUAAAAAAAUUAAAGAGGAUAGUUUGCAAACAAAUGGGUGCAGUAAUAUCAAGGUUCUAAAGCUUUCAAGAAAAUUUAAAAAUGAGAUCAAUCCACAUUGUUUACCAUCAUCAAUCGAGAAAUUAAUUUUCUAUGGUGACUAUAAUUUCCCAAUUUUUAAAGAGUCUAAUCAUUCAAACGUUUUACCAGGCAAUUUAAAGUAUUUAGACCUUGGCUUUGGCUUUAACCAAAUAAUUCCAGCCGGUUGUUUACCAAAUACUCUAGUUUCUUUAAAAUUUAGCCGUAAUUUUAAUCAAGUUUUACAGGUUAAGUGUUUACCCGAGUCAUUGCAAAUAUUAGAAAUUGGAGAAAAUUAUUUAAAUAAAAAUUUAGAAGGUGUAGAGUUUGGUGAUAAUUUUAAUCAAAAAGAAUUGUUUCUAAAUAAUGGUUUAAAGAAAUUAAAAUUCAACUUACAUUUCAAUUCUAAUGAAUUUUUAGAGAAAAAACAUGAUGGUUUGGAAUGGUUAGAAUUUGGCAACGCAUACGAUAAACCAGUAGAUAAUAUAAUGAAUUUUAAAAACUUAAAAAAUUUGAAGUUUGGUUUUGGGUUUAAUCAAGAUAUUAAAGGAUUACCAAAGAGGUUAGAACAUUUACAUUUGGGUUUUAGGUUUAAUCAAUCACUUAAUUUUUUGAAGAAACUAAAACAAUUAAGAAACUUUACAUUUUCAAAAAAUUAUGAAUCUAUAAUUAGAUAUGACCAAUUAUUAAAUUUAUCAAGUUUAAUAGAACUAAAUUUUAGUAAUGAUUUUAAUCAAAGCUUAGUAAUUUUAAAUAAUGGAAAUAAAGAUAGUAUAGCAUCACCAACAAAUACUACAGCCACCACAUCCAAGGCAACCACCACUACCAUCACCACCACCACAACAACAACCGCUGCUACCAAUACUACCACAUCUUCCUCUUCUAAAAAAAAAAUAAGCGAAGGUGAUUUUAAAAAAUUAUUAAAAAAGAAUAAUUUAAAAUUAUUCAAACAAAAGCUUUACAUUUAUAAUAGCCAAAUAAUAAGAAUCAAUUUCGGAAAUUCAUUCAAUAAAAGAUUAGAAAAAUCAUGGUUACUCGAAAGCGGUUUGCAAGAGAUUUAUAUAGGUACAUCAUUUAACAAUCAAAUACUUCAAGAUACCCUACCAAGGCAGUUAAAGAAAUUAAUUUUUUCAACAAGUUCCCAUUUUAAUCAGGAAAUAUUAAAAGAUUCAUUGCCAAAUUCAAUUGAAGAGCUCCAGUUUGGUUACCAGUUUAAUAAUAAGCUAUCAUGCAAAAAUUUACCAAAGUCAUUAAAGGUUUUAAAGCUAUUGGGUCAAUUUAACAAGCCACUAAAAGAUUUACCAGAAGGAUUACAGUACUUAGAGUUUGGAAACAGUUUUUGCCAAAUAAUAUUACCAAAUCAAUUGCCUUCAAAUCUCUCCACUCUUAUUAUUGGAGCAGGUUUUUCUAAUGAGCCGGGCAGUAUAUCUGAAGGAGUUUUGCCAGAUUCAAUUACAUUCUUAAAGUUUUCUUCAGAUGUUUUAUUGGACUUUAAAUCACUGCCUCGAAAAUUAGAAAAGUUUAUAGUUCAAGAAUUCAAACCAUAUUAUUUUGAUAAAAAUUUUUUACCAAAUUCUUUAAAGUGGUUCGAAAUACAACAUUAUCCUGACUCAUCAAGUGAUCCAUGUUUUGAAAAAACAUUAUUUUUAAAUGAGGGUUUAGAAGUUUUAAAAAUCAAUUAUAUUUCUAUUGAUUCGAUAAAUUCCUCAGAUUUAAUUCAGUUUCCAUCAAGUUUAAAAAAAUUAAUUAUACAUAUAAAAUACCCAUAUGCAGUGUUUGGCGCAGAAGUUUUAAAUAAUGAAUCAUAUAAUCUAAAUAGGCGAUAUGAACUUCCAAAAUAUUGUAAUUUAAUUCUUAAUCGAUUAAAUUAG
Messenger RNA from Dictyostelium purpureum, 2184 nucleotides. RefSeq lists its product as uncharacterized. NCBI's taxonomy places the organism in Eukaryota, Evosea, Eumycetozoa, Dictyosteliales, Dictyosteliaceae. The coding region runs from base 1 to 2184 and encodes 727 amino acids. The transcript has 2 exons. The record is from RefSeq and is a predicted model, not a curated record.